Molecule: messenger RNA, 2906 nt
Organism: Aricia agestis (brown argus)
Lineage: Eukaryota; Metazoa; Arthropoda; Insecta; Lepidoptera; Lycaenidae
Gene: phtf
Product: protein PHTF1
Exons: 15
Coding region: 180-2714 (844 amino acids)
Cellular component (GO): endoplasmic reticulum
Source: RefSeq, a predicted model, not a curated record
UGCGUUGCGGAAGGUGCUUUUCUUGUGAUAAAAAUAAAAAAUCGCAAAUUUUUUGUUUUGUAGGAUUUAAGUCUUAGCGUACAUACACGUUAAUUAUGUUCACAAAGUAAGAAUUUAUUAUUACGUAGUCCAACUAAGAGAAAUACAUUGAACGGUGAAGUAUUGGACAAACCCAGACUAUGAAGCAUCUAGCAGCUUGGUAUCAAAAAAAGAUAAGUUCCUACGACAAAGAAGAAUGGGAGACCAUGGUAGAGCAGUUGCUAAUGAGGAGCACAUACCGACGGAGAAUAGUUGACUUCUCAUCACAUGCUAGAUCAUACCUUAUUGAUGUUGACUUAGUAAGAGGCUCAUCAUUUCCAAAGGCCAAGCCCACUCUGGGCAUGCGUAGAGUGGUAUGGUAUGCACUAGUCAGACUUUUAUUCCUGCCUGCGCUAUAUCAGUGGUGGACUCAGCAAACAUCACCUUCUUGUGCCAGAUUCUUACUAGGUUUAUGGAUACUACAAGUAGUCAACAUAUCUGUAACUGUUUUAGCGCCUACCUCAGUAAAUAUAGACUCUAAUAGCUGGAUGGUUCCUAUGGCCCUCAUGUUGGUAUUGAAUGUAGUACACUCACAAAUUGUAAGCACCACCGAAAUGGAGUUAGCAAGAGUGCGUCCUAGAUCUACAUAUCGGAGAAAACUGCCACGAAAUUUCAGGAAAACUCGCUCUGACUGUGACGGCGGUAGCGGUGGCGGUUCCGCUGAAAGCGGUGCGACGUCCAGUCAUAGCAAGACGCCGUCGACCAAGCCGCAGAAGUUCAGACGGCGGUUGUCGAGAUCUGAGUCCAUAGACAUUGGUCUGAGAAAAAGAAAGAAGGAUAGCACCGUAGAAGUGAAAGAGAUAAAACAUUCAACAUCAGACAAAAUGAUAUCGUCUAAAACAAAAGUCAAAGAUUCGGACGAUGAAGACUACAUGUCUUGGAAGAAACCUGACGGGUCCAUACAACCGUCUCCCAUAGUCACAUUCACUCCACCACCUGAGGACGUACCCAAGCCAGUAUUUACUUACAAACCAAACAUACUCACAAAGAAGUAUCUUGAAAUAUUCAACAAACCCCAAUUGGCUGAUGGCGACGAUGGGUUUGAAAGUCUCAACGGCUACGUCAGUAAUGGCAGCGAAGGGGACAACCACAGCAAAUAUAUAGAAGCCAAAAUCAAAAGAUGUAUUAAAACCAAUGAAGAUAGGAACCAAGCAACAACUUCUAAUGACUGCAUUGAACCAAUGACUAGUACUCCUAAAGAUAAGGACGAGGAAGAGAAAUAUAUUGACCCAGAAUCAGAUAGUCCAAGGACCACAAAUAGUCCGAACCCUGAGAAGAGAGUUGGUGUUAGAUUCAGAAACUCCUGGGCUAAGGGUGUCCAACCGGAGUCGAGUGACGAGGAAUUCGCUAAUGUUAACCCCAAGAAUAAGAAGUGUGAGAACUAUCAGACAUCGUCAUCAGAUGGGGAGUGUUCGGCCUCAGCGCCAUCUAUCGCCCUGCCAUCACACCAUACUAUGUCGGACUGGGUUGGCCAAAUCACUAACAGCGAGGAGAGCAGCUACGGAUCACAGUCUGAAGCCGGCCAUUCCGACGUUGGGUUCCAUUUAAACGCCGACAGCUCUUGGGAUCCGUUUGCAAUACUCGAUCCUUCUAGUGAUACAGUCAAGUGUACGAUGUGGGAGCGAGGUUCGACUCUACGCGCUGAGCUAUCCGCUGUCGACAUUAGCUGGUAUGUCGUGGCGAGGGCGGAGCGGGCGCUCGCGGCCGCGGGCGGAGACUGGGCGGGGCUUGUGAUGGCCGCGCUCGUGGCCAUCGCCCCGCCCAUAGCGAGGCUUAUGCAGGUGGCGAUAGAACAAGACACCAAGUCGGAAGAGGAGCUACAGAAUGUAUCGCUAAUCAGCUACAUCCCCGCGACGGUAGUCAACUACACGCACGGCUCCGUUAGAGGGGUGCUUAGUGGCGCCUUUGGAGAUAACGGAUGGGAAAUGACAUCUAACGUCCUCUCGUGCGUUCUACGUUUCGCUCUCAGUGGUCUGGUAUUCUUCCUACUGUCGGUGGCCGAGAGGGCGUUUAAACAACGGUUUCUGUACGCCAAGCUGUUCUCGCAUCUGACGUCGGCUCGACGCGCGCGGAAGUCUGAGCUGCCGCACUUUAGACUUAACACCGUCAGGAAUAUUAAGACUUGGCUGUCGACGAGGUCUUAUUUACGGCGCCGCGGGCCGCAGCGCUCUGUGGACGUGAUAGUGUCGGCCGCGUUCAUGUUGACGCUCAUACUGCUGGCUUGCGUCAGCGCACAGCUCUUGAGAGACACAGAAACUUGGCGCGGCUGGCUAUUAGAAGCGAUGGUAUGGAGCAUCUGCCUUGGUAUCUAUCUGCUGCGGCUGCUCACUCUUGGCGGGAACGUCAACCGGAAGUACCGUGGCUGUCUAUCGGCCAUCUUGACGGAACAGAUCAACUUACAUCUGGCCAUAGAGCAAAGACCAGAGAGUAAAGAGCAACUCACAGUGGCGAAUAACGUGCUUAAGCUGGCUGCGGAUUUGUUGAAGGAACUAGACGCGCCGUUCAAGAUCUCAGGUAUAUGUGCCAACCACUACCUGUAUACAAUCACAAAAGUCGUCAUACUGUCGGCUUUGUCGGGGGUGCUAUCAGAGAUGCUUGGAUUUAAACUUAAGUUACAUAAGAUUAAAAUUAAAUAAUUAUUAUAUUCUAAAGUGGACAAAAUAUGCCAUAUUUUUCACAGGGUUUUUUUUUGCCUUGUAUUUGCCAUUCAGGCUAAGCCAUUCUCACCUGUAGAAUAAUGAAGACAUGAUUGUACGAAAUGGGUAAGUAACGUUUUAUAACUUAUGGAUGUCGCAGCCGACUGCUUUAAAUAGCCGUUCAAUCAAACA